Molecule: messenger RNA, 4368 nt
Organism: Antrostomus carolinensis (chuck-will's-widow)
Lineage: Eukaryota; Metazoa; Chordata; Aves; Caprimulgiformes; Caprimulgidae
Gene: XRN1
Product: 5'-3' exoribonuclease 1
Exons: 37
Coding region: 1-4368 (1455 amino acids)
Biological process (GO): nuclear-transcribed mRNA catabolic process; rRNA catabolic process
Cellular component (GO): nucleus
Molecular function (GO): 5'-3' RNA exonuclease activity; RNA binding
Source: RefSeq, a predicted model, not a curated record
AUGAAUGGCAUUAUACAUCAGUGUUCACAUCCAAAUGAUGAUGAUGUUCACUUCAGAAUCUCAGAAGAUAAGAUUUUUGCUGAUAUUUUUCACUAUUUGGAGGUUCUGUUUCGCAUUAUUAAACCAAGGAAGGUUUUUUUCAUGGCGGUUGAUGGAGUAGCUCCAAGAGCAAAAAUGAAUCAGCAGCGUGGGAGACGUUUUAGAUCAGCAAAAGAGGCAGAGGACAAAAUAAAAAAGGCAUUAGAAAAGGGAGAGACUCUCCCUACAGAAGCCAGAUUUGACUCCAACUGUAUUACACCAGGAACUGAAUUCAUGGCUAGACUACAUGAGCAUCUUAAAUAUUUUGUAAAUAUGAAGAUUUCCACAGACAAAUCCUGGCAGAGAGUAACAGUCUACUUAUCGGGCCAUGAGACUCCGGGGGAAGGUGAGCAUAAAAUUAUGGAGUUCAUCAGAUCAGAAAAAGCAAAACCCCAUCAUGAUCCCAACACAAGACACUGUCUCUAUGGCUUAGAUGCUGACUUGAUUAUGCUCGGAUUAACAAGUCAUGAGGCACACUUUGCGCUCUUAAGAGAAGAAGUCAGAUUUGGUGGUAAAAAAUCUCAAAGAGCAUGUGCACCAGAGGAAACCACAUUUCAUUUACUGCACUUAUCACUGAUGAGAGAAUAUAUCGAUUAUGAAUUUUCACCAGUAAAAGACAAGAUUUCCUUUGAAUAUGAUAUUGAAAGGAUAAUAGAUGAUUGGAUCUUAAUGGGUUUCCUUGUAGGAAACGAUUUUAUUCCUCAUCUACCUCAUUUACACAUUAAUCAUGAUGCACUGCCGCUACUUUAUAGAACAUACAUGGCUAUCUUGCCAGAACUGGGAGGUUACAUAAAUGAAAACGGGCAUCUGAAUUUAAAACGCUUUGAGAAAUAUCUCACAAGAUUGUCAGAUUUUGAUCGUGAACACUUCAGUGAAGUCUUCGUGGACCUAAAAUGGUUUGAAAGUAAAGUAGGCAAUAAAUACCUCAAUGAGGCAGCUGGUAUUGCAGCAGAGGAAGCCAGAAAAAAUAAACAAAAGAAACAAAAGGCUCAGGAAAAUUCUAUAUGUUUGGCUGCUUUAGAAAAAAACGAAGGUGAAGUGACCCCUAAAACUGUGUUGGAAGAAGAACCAGAAGAUGAUGAUCUCUUUGAAACAGAGUUUAGGCAAUACAAAAGAACUUACUACAUGACUAAAAUGGGUGUAGAAGUAGUUUCUGAUGACUUCUUGGCGGAUCAAGCUGAAUGUUAUGUCCAGGCAAUACAAUGGAUUUUGCAUUAUUAUUACCAUGGAGUUCAAUCAUGGAGCUGGUUUUAUCCUUAUCAUUAUGCACCUUAUCUGUCCGAUAUUCGCAACAUUGGUGAACUCAAAAUCAAAUUUGAACUAGGAAAACCUUUCAUGCCAUUUGAACAGCUUCUUGCUGUACUGCCAGCAGCUAGCAAAGAUCUGCUACCUAAAUGCUACCAGCACUUGAUGAUCAGUCAAGACUCUCCUAUUAUAGAAUAUUAUCCACCGGAUUUUAAAACUGACCUAAAUGGAAAACAGCAAGAAUGGGAAGCUGUAGUAUUAAUUCCGUUUAUCGAUGAGAAACGACUGCUGCAGGCCAUGGAAUCCUGUAAUAAGUGCCUAAAAGAAGAGGAGAAACGAAGAAAUACUCACAGUGCUUGCUUAAUGUACUGCUAUGACAAAGAUGCAGAGUUCCAGUACAUGUCACCAUGGCCAGAGAAAUUUCCUGCGAUAGAAAGAUGUCAUACGAGGUAUAAAACAAUACCUUUGGAUGCUUGGCACGUAGAAAUAACCCACAAUAAGAUAACUAAAAUCAACAAGAGUGCAUUAUAUUUUUGUGGAUUUCCUACUUUAAAGCACAUUAAACAUAAGUUCUAUCUUAGAAAAAGUGGUGUACAGGUCUUUCAGCAAAGCAGCCAUGGAGAGAACAUGAUGUUAGAAAUCAUAGCUGAUGAGAACUCAAAAGAACAGAUGGUAGAAAAUGUUGCCAGUAUGGUACUUGGAAAGCGCGUUUUUGUUAACUGGCCACACCUUGAAGAAGCCAGAGUUGUUGCUGUGUCUGAUGGAGAAACUAAGUUUUAUUUGGAAGAACCACAUGGCACACAGAAGCUUUACACGGGAAAUGCAGUGCCCCCAACUAAAGUGGCAUACGUUGGAGAUAAGGAACAGAGCAUGUGGUUAAAAGAAGUUCAAGGCAUUUCAGAGCACUACCAGAGAAGAAAAGGAAUAAUUAUUCAUGAAACAUCAAUAGUUGUAUAUGCUCAGUUACUCACUGGUAAUAGAUACCAACUAAACCAAAACGGAGAAGUUUAUUUGGAGAAGCAGUGGUCAAAACAAGUUCUUCCUUUUGUUUACCAAACUGUUGUCAAGGAUAUCAAAGCCUUUGACUCACGUUUUUCAAACAUCAAAACUUUGGAUGACUUAUUUCCUCCUGGAAGUACAGCCUUUAUGCUAGGAUCUCCUUACUACGGCUGCAUGGGAGAAGUUCAAGAUUCACGUGAUGUGAUCACAGAAGGUAGAAUUCGUGUAGUUUUUAAUAUACCCUGUGAACCACAGCUUGAUUCUUUAAUACAGAACCAGCAUAAAUAUUCUGUGAAAUACAAUCCUGCAUAUAUUUUGGCCAGCCGUCUUGGAGUAAGUGGAUAUCUUGUCUCCAGAUUUACAGGGAGUAUCUUUAUUGGAAGAGGAUCAAAGAAAAAUCCUCAUGGAGAUCACAAAGCAAAUGUGGGGCUAAACCUGAAAUUCAAUAAGAAAAAUGAAGAAGUUCCUGGCUAUACUAAGAAAGUUGGAAGUGAAUGGAUGUAUUCUUCUGCAGUAGAACAACUACUUGCUGAGUAUUUAGAAAGGGUCCCUGAACUAUUUAAUUAUAUAGCUAAGAAUAGUCAGGAAGAUAUCUUCUAUGAAGAUGACAUUUGGCCUGGAGAGGAUGAGAAUGGAGCUGAGAAAGUUCAAGAAAUUGUUGCCUGGUUAAAGGCACAUCCUGUGUCUGCUUUGUCUCGCUCAUCUUGUGACUUGCAAAUUUUGGAUGCAGCCAUUGUUGAGAAAAUUGAAGAAGAAAUAGAGAAAUGCAAGCAAAGAAAGAGCAACAAGAAGGUGCGAGUAACUGUGAAACCCCAUUUGCUGUACAGACCAUUAGAACAACAGAAUGGGGUUGUUCCAGAUCGAGAUGCAGAGUACAGGCUGUUUGACCGUGUUGUCAAUGUGAGAGAGAACUUUUCCGUUCCAGUUGGUCUUCGAGGUACCAUUAUAGGAAUUAAAGGAGCUAGUAGAGACACAGAUGUGCUCUUUGAAGUUUUGUUUGAUGAAGAAUUCCUUGGAGGCCUAACUAUAAGGUGCUCACCUGCCAGAGGUUAUCGUCUGCCAUCAAAUGCCUUAAUUAACCUGUCUCAUGGUAGUCGGUCAGAAAUGGGAAAUCAAAAACUGACGGCCAUAGUUAAACCUCAGCCAGCUGUGAAUAACUACAGUUCAUAUGCGUCUGAUCUGUCAUCUGUAUGCUCGCAAAAAGCGCAUCUGGGAGGCCUCAACCAUUCUCCUCGCUCCCUUUUUGUUCCUACUCAACAACUGAAUGGAAGACAGCAUUACAAUCUCAGGGCUGAAAAUCAGGGCAACUCUAAUUCACCCCAGAAAGGAUCAUUUCUGAGUGGCAAUCAGAAAACUAAAGCACAAAGUAAGCAAGGGGAUGAAUUCUGCAGCAUAUGGCAGUCACUGCAGAGUUCUGGGAAGUCUCGCCACAUUCAGCAAACCACGCGUGAAAAGGGUGCAGUUCUACCUCAGGAAAUCAAGCUGGGAACUGGCAAUCAGUUCUAUAAGCCAGGAUUCAAUGACAGCAGCUUUAAAGGUCAGCAAAGAAAACAGGAGCCAUAUAAAAAAUUUAAAGAAGAUUCCAAAGCUACAAGAGGUGAAAGUCAGCCACAUAAUAAAAUAUCAAACAAACAGAAUUUUGCAGGUGUGAAUAAGUACAAUGUCAAACUUUUGAAGAGGAAUGAAAGUCCCAACAUGCCUGUAAUUCAGAAGGCUUCAGUUGAUGGUCCCUGUGCAGCUGGAAAGAAGGAUCAUGAACUUGAAAGCCUUCUAGCUUCUUUGAAAAUUUCCAAAGAAAAUGAAGUGCAGACUUAUUCCAAGGAAGCAAGAGCUACAAAUGAAGAACAUCUGUCACCACAGUCAUUUGCUAUGAAAGGAACACAGAUGCUCAAAGAGAUUUUGAAGAUAGAUGGCUCUGACCUGGAAACAAGGAAUGAAGUGAAAUCCCAAGUUAAUGAUGUUCCUGCUCCCCCUAGUAGACAGGAUUGCCGUGGAGCUGCCUUGCAAUACAGACAAACAAAAAAAUUGGGUAUGUUUAGACAUUAG